AUGGCACUCCCUCUACCGGUUAUCCGGGGUGGUGCGGGGACAGCAUCUCCUCCUGGCCCGGGGCACGGCUACGAGUCCCCGACCGAGGAGAACUAUCUCGAAUAUUUCGCAACAGCUCCAGGGACCAUGACGCCAGUCUCUCAAAUCCAUGUUCGCUCUCGGCCGACACUUCUCUCUCGACCGUCAUAUGUUGCCGCCCUGCCACCUGAUCCUCACGUUCUCGGUGCGAGCCUCGCUGCUCUGGACGAUGUGGUCGCCACGGCCGAAAAGAUACCACCAAACUCCAAGGUGUCUAUUAAAGAUCGUAUUAAAUGUUAUCAAUGGACUUAUUUUACAAUGGUGCGGUUAUUUCAGCUCCGUUCCGGCCUACUAUGGCAACUGGCGGUGUUGCGAACGUCAUAUAUGGCUGUACGUGCUUUCCCCCUUGCCAUCUAUCUAAUAUAUUUGAGAAGUAACAGUUUUGGGAUAGUGGGAUACAACUCCGCCUGGGCGAAUGGCUUUGGGCUUUUCUUUUAUCUGCUGAACAUUAUUUUGUUUUUAAACAACUGUGUCUGUAUAAGCGUUCGCUUUCACCUCAUGCGCGGCAGCUUUAUAAAAUCCUUUACUGAUCAAUUUGAAUGCUUGUUCAUUCCCGCAUUUUAUGGUGUUGAGCAUUCGGGCUUUUGGCUUUUUAAAACCUUGCAGGUUCUAUUUUGGUUUUACGUCGCGUUGAGCGUCCUUGCUAGCGCUGGGAUAGUGUUCCCAGUCCAUACGAUGACUCCUACGUGGGUCUUUCCGGCAUACCCUCUUCUUGUGAUUGCACCAUUCGCGGCAAACCUGAUCGCCGCUGCCGAACGUUCUGGCAACUUAUGGGUACUGAACAAGCCUGCAGUUGCUAUGUGCGCCGUCACUCUACAGGGAACAGGAUGCUUAAUAGCCUUUAUGAUAUCUGCUGCCUUUAUUUACAGAUUGAUGACUCAGAAGCUACCUCGAGACAUACAGCGGCCUGGUGUUUUCAUAUCAAUUGGUCCAUAUGGCUUCACUGCUGCUGGAAUAGUGCAACUCGGACAGCAAGCCAACCUCAUCGUCCCCCCAAAUUUCUUAGGGUCUGAGAUCACCGUGGAUAUUUUCAAAGUCUUAUCUGUUUUGGUUGGCCUUUGGUUUUGGGGUCUCUCCAUAUGGUUCUUUCUUGUCUCGCUUGGCUCCCUGUGGAAGUAUGUCCGCACGGGAAGCUCCAUUCCAUUCCAAAUGACAUGGUGGUCGUUUGUGUUUCCCAACACCGCACUUGUUACGGCUACUCAAACCAUGAGCAAGGUCUUCGAUAGCAAGGGUAUCCACAUUUGUGCUUGUGUUUUGACUGUGGUUCUAGUUAUUGUGUGGGCUGGUGUCUUUAUCACAAUGCUGCACUGUUUGAGAACUAAGAAACUUCUUUACCCCAAGCAAACCAAAUAG
This is a messenger RNA of Clonostachys solani, 1431 nucleotides long. The record is from the annotation of a GenBank genome assembly. NCBI's taxonomy places the organism in Eukaryota, Fungi, Ascomycota, Sordariomycetes, Hypocreales, Bionectriaceae.